Messenger RNA from Geodia barretti, 921 nucleotides. NCBI's taxonomy places the organism in Eukaryota, Metazoa, Porifera, Demospongiae, Tetractinellida, Geodiidae. The record is from the annotation of a GenBank genome assembly.
AUGGGCGGCGGCAUGUCCGCCAACAUUCAGCGCGCCGGCUACCCCAUGAUUGUCUACGACCUGCGCGAAGAAGCCGCCCUGCCCCUGCUGGACGGCGGCGCCCGUCUCGCCAACUCCCCCGCCGAAGUUGCCGCCGCCAGCGACAUCACCUUCACCUCCCUGCCAGGUCCCUACGAGGUGGAGGCCGUUUCCCUGGGCAGCGACGGCGUCCUGCAGGGCAUCCGCCCCGGCAGCGUCUACAUCGACCUCUCCUCCAGCCGGCCCACCCUGAUCCGCGAGAUCGAACCCCAGUUCCGCGCCAGGGGCGCCUACGUCCUGGACGCUCCCGUCAGCGGCGGCAAGACCGGGGCCGCCUCGGGCAACCUGGCCGUCAUGGUCGGCGGCGACCGCGAGGUGUUCGAUCGGGUCAAGCCGGUGCUGGACGCCUUCGGCGACAAGGUGUUCUACGCCGGCGAGAUCGGCGCCGGCAGCGUGGCCAAGCUGGUCCACAACAUGAUCGGACACAGCGUCCGCCAGGCUAUCGCCGAGGGCCUGACCCUGGGCGUCAAGGCUGGCGUCGACCCCGAACCCCUCUGGGAAUGUGUGCGUCGUGGCGCCCUGGGCAGAAUGUCUUUCCUCCACGAGGGACUGGUACGCACCAUGUUCCGCGGGGAGUUCGAGCCAGCCAGCUUUGCCCUGCAUCUGGCCCACAAGGACAUCUCCCUCGCGACCGAACUGGCCCGCGAGUACGAUGUCCCCAUGCCCAUGUCCACGCUGGCGCAGCAGAUCUCCCUAACGGCUAUGAACCGUGGUUGGGGCAACGCCGACAGCAGUUCAACCGUCCGCCUGCAGGAAGAACAGGCUGGCGUCGAGGUGCGCGCGCCCCACGUCGACGCGGAGCGUUCCAGCCGCUUUAUCACCACCCACCCCGACGCCGAUUAA